GUGUGGAUUUGACAUAUAAGAGCAGCACGCGAUGCUCCGCGGACAAUUGUCUGACCAGAAUACAACUGACAGAUCAAUUUUGCCUAACAACUGUCAUAUUCUUUUUAGUUGAGUCUGGGCGGUUUGUGAGGUAGCCUGUAUGAUUUGGAUGCAGGCCGGUAUAUCGCCGCGCGGCCACUCAAUUCAUCAUUAAACGUUCUGUUAUAUGACUCACUCCCCAGUUCUCUUGUAGAACUUCCGACGUGCAGGAGUUAAAAUGUGUGUAUGUGUUUCUUCUCGGUUAUGGAGUAACAUAUCUUACCUGAAGUCAUGGUUCGUCCUCACAAUUCUCUGUUCGGUAUUUUUUUAUGUAAAAUCAGACUGUCCAAAGGGCGCCGUUCAGAACGUGCGGCGGUGUAUACUGACCUCCUUACCUAACUUUGGAUUGGGUCCUCCCGCCGGGGAACCUCCGAACGCCAUCAGGGAGGGGAUCGACAUGAUGAGGGAGUCCUGUGAGAACUCGAAGCUGGUUGUGGCCGCCGAGUGCAUGCAGAACAUCCUGGAUCGAUGUCGAGGUAUAACCGAGGAGGAACAACUCCUACAGAGGCUGUUUGACAAAGAUAAGAUUGUCAACACUGCCCGCUUCUUCUGUGAUAACCUGCACAUUUAUGAGAAACAUACGAAGUGUAUCACGGACCAGCAUGAGGCGGCCAGUGAGUGUAGUAUGGAGGCCAAGAUGAGUUACACGAUUAAGAUCUCCGCUAACGCCCCUAUUGAUGUCCUCAUCCUGUCUACCUGCACGUUUUUGGACGAGGCGGCAACAUGUUUAACCGGAAAUGUGGAUCUCAAUUGCGGAAAUGAGGCUGCUUCCUUCCUGGAAACCAUUCUUUUAGGAACCCGACCUCCCGCUUGCGGAGAUAAGAUGCCUAUAUAUAGUCCCAGCGACAACUCUGGAACUGAUGACGCUAACCUCCUGUCAGGAAAAACGAACUGUUGGAUAAUUUCGAUAGCUUUAACCAUCGUUUUUCAUUUGAGAUGGAGGUUUUUAUGAUAAAUAAUCUGGAGAUAUCAUACAUGGAAAUAUACUAACAAAGUUGUGAUACUUUUAUUUCUGUUACGUGAUUAAAACUCAAAGUCACGUGACAAAGGAAAUGAUAAAAAAAUAAGGAUAAGCAUUAUGACAAUGUUAUGAUUGUAUCCAAUUCAGAAACCAAAUAUAAUAUUGUAAAUGUCUGAAAACAAAGAAAGCUAAUCGGGAAGUUCCCUAACAUUCCAAUGAUAUGACGAGGCCGGACGGUCAGGCCACAUAUACCAUGGACACUAAUCAUUUACUGUAUGCUGUUUGUAUUUAUGUUAUAAAUAUGUACAGGUGAUUAACAUUGACACGGACAUCAAACUGUCUUGUUGAAUAAUUGUCAGCCAUUGCAUAUAUCGGAUCAUCAGCAACCAUUAAUCAGGAUGCAAAUAAUAUUUAAAAAAUAAAUCAAUAUUCUUUAAGAAGAAAUACGUUCGAUAGGAAGCAAAAAAAAAGGAUGGAAUAGGUUGCAGGAAAGAACAAAUAAAAAAAAUUAAGGCGAGCAUGACAAAAAUCAUAAAAACCGUGAUGGUCCAAAGCUACAGAUAACUGAACGGGAGCAGACUUCAGGUUAUAUGUACAAGUAGAGUGUAAACUUUUGUCUGAACGUCACAUAAACAAGGCUCAGUGUAAACAUCUACCUGAAUGUCAAAUGUACAAGGUAGAGUGUAACCUUUUGUCUGAAAGGCACGUGUGCAAGGCAGAGUGUAAACUUUUGUCUGAAAGGCACGUGUACAAGGCUCAGUUUAAACUAUUGAUUGCCGUAUGUACAAGGUAGAGGGUAGCAUCUCCUUGAUUGAGCAACACUACGCUCGUUCUGAUACAGAUGCAGUCUCGUUCAGUAUCGAUAGAGAGAUGUAAACAUUAAUGCUUCGAUGAGAUGAAAUAUAUUUAUCUACAGAGGAUUUUGCAAAAUGUGAAUAACCCGGUGUUUAUUAAGAGACUGUCUCUGUUUAAUUUAAUGUUUUUAAAUGUUUACCAAAUCUGGGUAUUUGGGUUAGUCCGCAAUAACAAGGUUUCACUUAUGCCAUGUUUGUGUGCAUUUUGUCCUCAAAUAAAUCAUUCAUUAAAAUAUUAAAUAGACGCGUCUUGUUAGUCUAUUCUGACGACAACCGUUGUUAAAUAAAUGCAUUCUAGUUCAGGAGAAUUUGAUAGCAGUUGUAUUCUUACAAUCUAUGCAUUCUUCGUCAGUGAGGGUGGGGAGGUAGGCUUGGGAAGAUACUGGUAGGUCACGUGAUGGGUGACAGGCUAUCUGAUGAUCUACUUACUGGAUCGAUAUAAACAGGUGAUUUUGUCAUUAAGUUAGUACAGUUUGGUCCAAAGAUGGGGCGUUGUCCUAAAUGCUAGCUAAACUUCUCUGCGGCAUACCUUUACCUAAACGAACGCAAUUAUGUGCAGCGAAUCUUGAACAGUCAUUCGUACAGGAACAAUACAGGAGACAGGUGGCCUGGAGGCCCAUUACCAUUCGUUAUCUUGUAUACUUUUUGAGAUAUGGUAAAUUCGUGAACAUUUGGAUUCUAAUAAUGUGAAUAUCAAUAACACAUUUUUUUAUGUAUUUUCGUGAGUGAUCCAAAACAAUAUACUCAACAGUGUAGCAAAGGACAACUGUGUGAGCGAAAUAGUUCUGACAAGAUGCCCUAACUUUAAAACGUUAAACUCUCUCUUGUUUUUCAAAAAUGGAUUAAUGUCUAGUUCGUAACGUUUUUUCUUGUUAUGCUUGGAGACGAAACUGAUAAUGAAAGCGUCUAAAAUUAUUCAAGCAGACAUAAUCUGAUUUGUACAGUUGUACAGUUGAUUUGAUUUGGAAAUAUAUACGUAAAAUGUUCAUCUUCCUGCACAAGGUAUCUUUUCUUGUAUUGGACGAAACCAUUGGAUAUAAAUAGAAAUCUGAGAAUAACACGAUAUAUAUGAUACUAAAUGUUUCUCUGUACUUAACAUUAAUCAGGAGAGACACCUAAAGCUUUACACGUGUUAGAUUCGCUCUGUGAUGCCAAGUAUUUUGUCUCAGAUAUUUACCGAUUGGUUUUUUCUUCCUGUACAGUAAUAUAAUUGACGUUUUGUUUAUAUAUAUAGUCAAGAUUGUCUUUAUAUAUUAUGAUUUUGAUCACUUUAAUUAUUGUAUUUUGUAAAUGCUUUUUCUAUAAUAAAUUGUUCCCGAUAGAA
Pecten maximus is the source of this 3217-nucleotide messenger RNA. RefSeq lists its product as uncharacterized. The record is from RefSeq and is a predicted model, not a curated record. Bases 257 to 1030 code for a protein of 257 amino acids. NCBI's taxonomy places the organism in Eukaryota, Metazoa, Mollusca, Bivalvia, Pectinida, Pectinidae. The transcript has 5 exons.